CAUGUGACCAGAGACACGGCUCUAUUUAUAACAGAGCGAGACAGAGGCCCCGCAUUCCCGCAUACAAGGGCAGUGCGAACGCUGUGGACAGCGCCAUGCCAACCUUGGGCAAUGUUCAAGUAUUUGGGAAAUAUUAUUUACACCUAAAGAUGCUGAAUCAUGCUGUGUAAACUCCCUUGUCAUGGAUGACUUAGAGCACAGUGUUGUAAUAGCAGAGCGAGACUGGGAGAGUUUCUAUGAGGAGAGUGAGGAGUGCUCUAUUCAACAGGCAUGGCUUGCAAGCCUGGAUGAUUCAGGCUUCAGUGACACUGAUGAUGAGAAAAAUUCCACCCAAGGGUCUGUUUUAGAUCUCCAGACCAACCCUGACAAACCAAAUAAGGAGCCUGAGGCUGCAGCACUGACACAGAGUGAAACUGAUGACCAUAACGCUGAAAACACCUCAGAAGAACCUGAAUGCUUAAGUUAUAAGACGGACAACGAGAGAUCUAUUGAGCAAACUGCAGAGAUCAGUCUGUAUGAUGUUUCAACAGCAUGUGCAUGCUUGACCUCUGAUAGCAGUGUUAAUGAUGCCAAUUUCAAUGAUCAGCAACAUAUUGCCUCAGAUAUAAAGGAUUUCAGAGAGCAUAAUGAAAGCUGCAGUGAGCAUAAAUCAUGUCAAGCCAUUGGAGAGCCAAUCACAUCUUUCCCAUGUAUUCAGGAUGCCAGGCAUUUUGGCAGCUCAGAAGAAGAAACAGUUUUGAAGGUUUCAGAAAGUUCAGCAACUCCAAAAAAAGAGAAAGAACGGUGGUUUGUCACAGUAAACGACAGUCCGGUAAUGCUAAGAGUAAAGUCUGGCCAAAAAAAAGGAAGAAAAAAAAAAACCUCUAGGAAGCUUUUCCAACAGAUCAUAGUAACAGAAAGACAGUGCUCUAUCUCAAAUAAUAAGAAGGAAGAAGAAGGAGAAGUAACGAAAAAUGAACAAAUAUUACAGAAUGAAUUUAUGCAACCUGUGCAAACAUGUUCUGAAAGUAUUUACUUUAGUCCAUGUCCUAAUCAUUUUUGUGAGGAGGUUAUUUUAAGUUCAUGCAAUGACCAUGAGGUAGUUUUAUCUCCCAUGAAAGAGCCUGAAAAGGAGGCCUUUGAAAAACACUCUAUUCCAAAAAUUAACUGCACCUCAGAAGCAUCAUCAUUUAUUGCUGAAGAGGAAAAUAUACAUUGUGGUUUUAGUUUUAAAUGCAAAGACAAUUCAGAUGUUCCUACAGAAACCUUAGAAAACAAUCCUCACCCUUCUGUGAAUUCUCCUUCCCUAUUAGUUCCCACAGAUAGUGCACAAUUACAAACUGAUGGUCUAGUAAAUGACCAAAGCAUAGCCAACGAACCCAAAAGUAACACACACGUCACCACUCCAGAUCACCCAAUGACCAACAAUUUAAGCCAUAUAGGUUAUGAAGACACUCAAGACAAUGGCUCUAGAUUCAUUCUGGAGGCGUGUUCAACAACUACUCCUUUAGAAAAGCUAGAAGAGCAAGAGCAGCUAACACAAAUGCAGGAAGAAUUGAAACAGCCCUCCCAGGAGACACAGAAUCAGAGAUCACAAAAGGAAAGUCUUGAAGCAGCUGUAGGUCCAAAUUGCCCAAUAUAUGCUCUUUCAUCUUUUUGGGAUGAAAUGGAGAAGUUGACAAUAAAUGAUAUUUUACAUCUUAAAUCAGCUCAUAACAUGUCUCCUAUGAGCGGAAGUGUAAUUGCUCAGGAGAGUGAAGCCCAUCUUGAAGACAAAGGUCUGCUGACUUCUAAACAUGAUAGCGUACAAGAAAGUGGCUUGAUGGAUGACUUUGCAGACUCUGACUAUUUCACGCAUGUAGAUGAGUCUAAACUAGACCGUUCAAGUUGUGAACUCUCUACUCUCUCUGAUUAUGAUGAGGAGUUUCUACAAAUACUUAACAGAAGUGGAAACCCUAGUCCUGAGCCUCAAUAUGUCAAAGAACAGACUGAAAAUUUUAAGUCUGCAUACAUCCCAGGCCAUGAAUUCGAUCCAAAUAAUGAAAGUGAAUCUCUAGACAUUAUAAAACUGAGUCAUCAGGAUGGAAUCGCACAUUAUUUGUAUCCAGCUAUAGAGGUACAAAGCUUACUUCUUACAUCUAGUCAAGACAUUAAUCUGAAUCCUUUUGAACUGGAAGUCAUCAGGAAAACACCUGUUUUAUCAUUUGGCAAUACAGCAGAUAAUGAAUCCAUGUUAACCGUUUCUGAGAUUUUGACUGAAGACAUUAAUGGAGCUGGUUCCUCAGACAGACUCAGCAGCACUGUUGUCUCAUUUCCAUUCACACAGAACUUGUCUGUAUGUGAGAUGUAUGAUGAUUUCUUCUCAGACUUUGAGAUUGGGAAUUUUCUCUUUCCUUCAACCCAAGAUAAGACUAUUCCCAUCUUCUGUGCCUCACGCUCAGUGGUGAGAGAUUUGGUAUUCCCUGAGGUGGAGGAACUCGAUUUUGACCCAGAUUUUGAAGAAGAUAAUAUGCCAAUAAGGGACACGACUUGCUUCAGCAUCCAGCCGGAAAUGUCUCCUAGUCCCUCAGAAAUGCCAAACCUGUGCUUUUCAAUGAUCCAAAGAGGAAACUGGAGUAGUCUUUUCUCUCUGAGAAGAAUCAGAUUUAUAGGAAAGGGGAGCACCUGGAACCAGAAAAUCAGCUCUUGGAUUUUCCCAAAAGAAGCAAAAAAGGCAACAUCACAUGUCUCAAGAGCUCAACAAAUAGCACCACUGAUGCAAGUGGGGAACAAAUCCCUCCUACAACUGGCAGAGCCGCAGAAACAUGCUGUACUUAUUUCAAAAAAAGAAGACUUUGUCUUUUCUAUAAAUCAAGCAGAUAUGUGCUUGGUUUGUAUUGCCUUUGCUUCCUGGGUAUUAAAAUCCUAUAAUUCACAGUCUACAGACAUGUGGAAAACAGCUCUCCUGGCAAACGUAAGUGCAAUCUCAGCCAUCCAGUACUUGCGGAAAUAUGGAAAAGGACACAGCUGAGGAUGAUCCAUGAUGUCCUUCCAAAAAAGUUCUCAGAAGGGGCCAGUUAAAAAACAAAAAAAAACAACAAAAAAAAAAAAACAGGGUUCAUUUUGCACAAAUUUAAACCAGGUACAAUGUAAAUACACAACGCAUGUGUCAGCCGCUAGGUUUUAUUUCGUAUGCUGUACUUUAGUUUAUCAGUAGUUUGCCAUUUUUGAGAUGAUAGCAAACAAGAUAUAAUAAAUCCAUUGUUUUCUACCAUUCAAUUUAUUGUUAAAGUAGCAUUUAUUCAGAAAGAGAAGAUAGGUUGAUAUGGACCAGAAGAGCACUAGAAGGUUUGUGUCAGAAAUAUUUUUUCAGAAAUAAGAUGUGCUGAGCAUAAGUACGUUGUGUAUAUACUUGUGAGUAACAGAUUUUUGUUUAGUGCACUAAUAAUAAUAAUAAUAAGAAACAGAGAAUAUUCCCAGAGAACAUUUUGGUUUAAUAGUCUGGACUUUUUACUAUUGCAGGCUGAAAUAGUUUCUUGUCAGUUGAUCUUCUGUUCUUCCUGCUUGGCCAGGAAACAUUUGAAUAUGUCCUUCUCUUGUUGCUUUUCUCUACAGUCAUUUCAAACAUUUAGAAAGAUUGCACGUCUGUUCUGAGUUUUUAUUUUUCUAAACAUGGUGGCUAUUGCUGCAGUCAUAGGGAGUAACUGGGUGGUGAUUUUUUUUUAAAUAAACAAUUCUCAGUCAGAAUUAUUUCAGACAUUUUUGAAAUUAUUCUGACAAAUUUCUGUCAUGUAAAUUAUUAACGUUUAAAAUAGCAUUUGAUUCUGAAACUACAAGCUUCAACACCAAUUUAGCCCAAUUACAUAAUAUUCAACUGGAUGCAGUAUUAGUAAAAUUCAUGAAGUGCAAAAUCAUGUAAAAGAAAAAAAAAAAAAAGAAGACAUUUGUCUUUUUAAUCAUCAGUAAUAAUUUGUUAAAGGGUGUUAAAGGAUGGAAAACUUCACCCUGAAACACAAAUAUGUUUAUAUUUAAAUAUUUGUGAUGUGUUUAAUGAUUGUAGUGCUAAUUUGUCGGUUGCUGCUGUAUUUUCUUUACUCUCGUGAGUUGUCUGCGCUCUGAUGGUGCUGAACAGGAGAAAAUCUUUCAACAAUCUCAAGCAAAAUCUAAAAAGAGCUUCUUUUCUCACUCACCAUUUUCACUCACCAUUGACUUUCAAUGCCAUAUUAAUGAAAAAUCCAACGCAGACAAACUCAACACAAUGGAGUUGACGGCAGUGUUGGCAUGAAAGCUGAAGCUAUGAAACCUGUUUGAGCAGAGUGUACAGAUGAGGAGGUGAGAGAGCUGGACAGACUAAAGGACUAAAGUGCUGCUGCAUCGCUCUCUUUAGGUAGAGAUGAAGCGAGAUGUUUCUAUCAGCAGGUAGUCAAACUGUAUUGUGAGUAAUUUAGGAAACUGUUAACCGAAGUGAACAAAGACUGACAUGUAGAUGAAAUGUUUAAUUUCGUUAGAAAAUAAAUCAUGGAUGCCGCUGAAGAUCAUGUGUUAAUUAUACAGAUGAAUAUACUAAUUAUAAUUAUAAUAUUAAUAUCCAAGUUGUUCAGGGUGGAUUUUUUUUCUUUAAAAGGAGAGUGUACAUGUAAUGAUGUGUACUAUCACACAAUGUUAUAUUUUUAAUCAAACCAUUCAUACAUUUAAUACACACUUCAUAAAAGGUUACUUUCAGUAUUCACUGGUUUAUUGUAGAAAAUACUGUGUUUUUGGCUGUUGCGUAAAGAAAAAGUUUUCACAUCAGUAGUUUUCGAGUAAUGUGGUUAAUAGCUCUAACUGAUGUCCAUUUGAGCACAAAUAAUGACACUCCACUAGUGGUCACAGCUAGCUUUAUAUUGUUACUUAGACAUAAUACUUUAUCCAGAGAUAUAUGACAUGGUGUCAAUUAAUUACUUAUUUGUUAUUAAUACAGUUUCAUUUGUAUUGCAAUAAACAGUCCAAAAACUA
Molecule: messenger RNA, 4953 nt
Organism: Pangasianodon hypophthalmus (striped catfish)
Lineage: Eukaryota; Metazoa; Chordata; Actinopteri; Siluriformes; Pangasiidae
Gene: perm1b
Product: PPARGC1 and ESRR induced regulator, muscle 1
Exons: 4
Coding region: 182-2989 (935 amino acids)
Biological process (GO): regulation of DNA-templated transcription; response to muscle activity
Cellular component (GO): cytoplasm; nucleus
Source: RefSeq, a predicted model, not a curated record